UAAUAAAUCAAUACAGGCAUCGUUAAACCACAGUCCGAAAGUAGGUUCUAAGCAAACAAUGUUUGACCCAGUGAAAAGUCGUUAUACCAGUUUAAAUUUUUAUCAACGUCACGUGGUGGUCUAGAGAAGAUAAUAUCUGCAUCACAAAUCCUCUUUGACCAGCGUUAAUAACUCGGCGUCAGACCUACUAAUACCCGACAUAUACACAGUGUAUCAAAAACACACAGCACGUGUAGUAGUGACGUUUUACAACGAAGAUGUAGAGAAUGAAUGGCUUAACAAGCGGAAGUGAUUGAGAGCGAAUGCGCACUCCACUCGAUUAUUUAAACUGCAUUGUCUUCAUUUUCUUGUGUCAUCUGCAACCAACCUGCCGCUACGAUAUGGAGUUUUCUUAUCCUAAAGCUCGUCGUGACGAAUCAGUUAUUGAUGAUUACCAUGGACACAAAGUUGCAGAUCCUUACCGAUGGUUAGAAGAUCCUGACGCUGAAGAAACCAUUGCAUUUGUUGAUGCUCAGAAUUCUAUCAGCCACCCAUUUAUUGAGCAGUGUCCUCAUCGUCAGAAGAUACAAGAAAGCUUGACAGAGAAAUGGAACUUUGCUAAAUACAGCUCACCUGCCGAGCAUGGGGGAUCCUAUUAUUACUAUUGCAAUUCUGGCUUACAGAAUCAGAGUGUUUUGUAUGUUCAGGAUGACUUGAAAAGUGAACCCUGUGUGUUUCUAGAUCCCAACUCCUUGUCUGAAGAUGGCACCCUGUCAAUCAGUGGCACAGCCUUCUCUGAGGAUGGUUCCUAUUUUGCUUAUGGACUCAGUAAAUGUGGUUCAGACUGGAUCACAAUACAGUUCAAAAAAGCUCCUUCUGGUGAAGAUCUUCCUGAUACACUAAAGCAUGUAAAAUUCUCAAGCAUGGCAUGGACUCAUGAUAACAAAGGAAUGUUUUACAACAGAUAUCCUGUUGAAGGCAAAUCAGAUGGCACAGAGACAACCACCAAUCUGUAUAAUAAGCUAUAUUACCACAGGUUGGGCACUGAUCAAGACGAAGACCUGUUGACAGUUCAGUUUCAAAAUGAGCCGAAAUGGAAAAUAGGUGCCGAGGUGAGUGUUGAUGGCAAAUAUCUCCUGCUUUCUCCUAAUGAAGGAUGUGAUCCAGUCAACCGAUUGUUUUAUGUUGAACUUGACAAACUUCCUAAUGGCAUUACAGAAAACCUUCCAUACGUGAAACUUAUUGACAACUUUGAUGCCCAGUAUGAGUAUAUCACCAAUGAGGGCAGUGUCUUUACGUUCCUCACCAACUUGAACGCACCAAAGUACAAAAUAAUCAAUAUUGACUUCCAAAAUCCUGACCCGAAAAAUUGGAAGACUCUCGUUGAAGAAGAUAAAAAUGCCGUUUUGGAAUGGGCUUCCUGUGUCAACCACAAUAAACUUGUACUCUGUUAUUUAAAAGAUGUCAAGAAUAAGCUGUAUGUACAUCGUCUGGAAACUGGAUUACUGGAAGCUGAGAUACCUUUAGACAUUGGCACCAUAAUUGGUUGUUCAGGAAGAAAGAAAAGUGAAGAGAUUUUUAUCCACUUCAUGUCUUUCCUGACUCCUGGCAUUAUCUACCGUGUGGAUAUGACAGUCGAAAAACCAACUCCUGAGGUAUUCCGGACAAUUAAAGUGAAUAAUUUUGACUUCAGCCAGUUUGAAGUUCAACAAGUGUUUUAUCCAAGCAAAGAUGGAACCCAGAUUCCAAUGUUUCUGGUUCAUAAAAAAGGUUUGGUCCGUAAUGGUAACACCCCAACAUUUUUGUAUGGCUAUGGAGGUUUUGACAUCUCAAUGAAACCAACAUUCAGUGUUUCAAGAUUGGUUUUUCUCAAGGAUUUAGAUGGAGUGUAUGCUCUAGCCAAUAUUCGAGGUGGUGGGGAGUAUGGUGAAAAAUGGCACAAGAGUGGCACCCAUGCCAAAAAACAAAACGUCUUUGAUGAUUUCCAUGCUGCUGCUGAAUAUCUCAUUAAUCAAAAGUACACCUGCCCCAAAAAACUUGUCAUCCAUGGUCAAUCAAAUGGCGGACUACUUGUUGCAGCCUGCAUAAACCAGCGUCCAGAGCUGUAUGGAGUUGCUCUUGCUCAAGUGGGUGUAAUGGAUAUGUUUCGGUUCCAUAAAUUCACCAUUGGCCAUGCAUGGACCACUGAUUUUGGAUGUUCUGAUAUUUCAGAACAGUUUGAAUUUCUUAAAAAGUACUCACCACUCCAUAAUAUUAGGGUCCCUAAAGAUGAUAUUCAGUAUCCCUCAACCCUCCUGUUGACAGCUGAUCAUGACGACCGUGUUGUACCACUUCAUUCCCUUAAGUUUAUUGCUGAACUCCAGCAUACUAUGACAGGAAUAAAGAAACAGUCAAAUCCAUUACUUAUCAAAAUAGACACCAAAGCUGGACAUGGAAGAGGGAAACCAACUGCCAUGAUUAUUCAAGAACAAACAGAUAUGUACUGUUUUAUUGUGAAGAGUCUGGGACUUGAUUGGUUCGACCAUUGAUUAUUCUAAUCACUUCUUGCUUUGGUAAUCAACUGAAUCAUAAUUCAAACAAUUUGAUAAUAAAAGUUGUCUUUCUGUCAUCAAAA
Molecule: messenger RNA, 2593 nt
Organism: Octopus bimaculoides (California two-spot octopus)
Lineage: Eukaryota; Metazoa; Mollusca; Cephalopoda; Octopoda; Octopodidae
Product: prolyl endopeptidase
Biological process (GO): proteolysis
Cellular component (GO): cytosol
Molecular function (GO): serine-type endopeptidase activity; oligopeptidase activity
Source: RefSeq, a predicted model, not a curated record